CGUCUUCUUUCUUUUUAUUCGUGUAUGUUUUGUCGUUUUGGAGCUUAUAAAGUUACGAUUUUGUCUGCGUGUUUAGUCGACGUGAUAGUUUUGGUUUUUGACGUGCUGUACGUCAUGUUCUUCGGCCAUAGCUUGAAAGACAGAUUUUGUUUCUCCGAAAUAAAACGUCAAUUAUUAUAUAUAACGACUCCCUAAAGAUUGUACUCUAUUUAGGUAAAUACAACAUGGCAUGUGUAAAUAAUUGUACACUAUUUUAAAUGGUAUUAACACUGAGGAUGUUUUUACCAGCGGACAAUGGCGGGUGUGUGGAAAAGGACUAAGGUGUCUUCAUGGGGUCUUUUAAACAACCACCGAUAUUAGUGCAAAAAAGCCAUGAUGUUUCGUGCCAUGGCCAGCACGAGGGUGUGCAAGAAACCCCAGCAGAAGCCGAUAAAUGACAACUUGAAGAGGAAAAGAACGGACAGCCGCUCUGAGCCACGGGACGCCGAAGUGUCCAACUAUCAGAAGUGUCAAAAUAAAAGCCCUGCCGCGCACGUAACUGAGAGUCCACAGGAAGUCUCUGUGCCGAGGGACACGUGGGAGAUGGACAGCGGCUUCUCCGAGUCCAGCGCCAGGAGCUCGCCGAGUCCGACUGCUGUGGUGGCAUUGGACUGCGAGAUGGUGGGCACGGGACCCCGCGGGUGCUUCAACGAGCUUGCCCGCUGCAGCAUCCUAAAUUACCACGGUGACGUCCUUUUCGACAAGUACGUGAAGCCGUGUCGCCCCGUCACUAACUUCAGGACACGCUGGAGCGGCAUCCAGCGACACCAUUUAAAAGACGCCAUGCCCUUUGCUCAGGCCAAAGAGGAGAUCCUGAGCAUUCUUGAGGACAAGGUGGUGGUGGGUCAUGCGGUCUCCAACGACUUUGACGUGUUGGGCAUCGUCCAUCCAGCUCACAUGGUCAGGGACACGGUGGCCACACGUUACCUCGCCUGUUUAGCCGGCUUUCCUCGCCCACGUGGCUCCUCCCUGAAGGUCAUGGCCAGUAAGCUCCUCAACAGACGCAUCCAGGUGGGGAAGAGAGGCCACUGCUCGGUGGAGGACGCGCGGGCCUCCUUGGACCUUUACAAGCUGGUGGAGGACAAGUGGGAGGGGCAUCUGCAGAGCGUACAGAGGGGGGAAGACCACAACCGGCCCAAUGUGGCCGCUUCCAUGGAGGAAUUCAUGCAGGACCAGUACUGGCCUCAACACCUGACCGCUGACUGCCAGGGGGCGGAGCUUGUUGGAGAUGCAGACUAAUGACUUUUGAUGCUCAGCGGCAAACGCGUUAUAACUUAUUACUUGACUUGGAUAUGCGCUCGUUCGGUGCCUCUUUACCUUUGACAUCAGGACCAGAUGACCGCACACAAACACACAGCUGCUAGCAGUCUUCUUGAUUGCUCAUUUUCAAUGCCUUCAAUAAAAGAGAUGUCAUCAAUACAUAUAUUUUCAAUACAAUACAAUGUCAACGAAUGUUGGCAGACAUAAAAAUGC
Molecule: messenger RNA, 1512 nt
Organism: Nerophis lumbriciformis (worm pipefish)
Lineage: Eukaryota; Metazoa; Chordata; Actinopteri; Syngnathiformes; Syngnathidae
Product: interferon-stimulated gene 20 kDa protein-like
Cellular component (GO): nucleus
Molecular function (GO): nucleic acid binding; exonuclease activity
Source: RefSeq, a predicted model, not a curated record